This is a messenger RNA of Strongyloides ratti, 1002 nucleotides long. Its product is annotated as Arrestin-like, N-terminal domain and Immunoglobulin E-set domain-containing protein. Gene Ontology annotation, cellular component: cytoplasm. The record is from RefSeq and is a predicted model, not a curated record. NCBI's taxonomy places the organism in Eukaryota, Metazoa, Nematoda, Chromadorea, Rhabditida, Strongyloididae. Gene Ontology annotation, biological process: protein transport. Bases 1 to 1002 code for a protein of 333 amino acids. The transcript is spliced from 4 exons.
AUGAAAAUUGAUCACUUUGAUGUGGUCCUAGAAAAAGAAGAAGAUUCUCCAUAUAUUGGAGGUGAUUUUAUUGUGGGUUCUAUAAAAAUAAAUGUUAUUAGUAAAAUAGAAAUAUCAAAGCUUACUGUAUCAUUGCGUGGUAUUAUAAAAACUGGAUGGAAAAAUAAAAAAAGUAGUGCGGCUAUUUUUGAAAGUGUUGUUGAAAUAUUAAAUGAAACAUUAGAUUUAACAAGUCAAAUUUUAAACCAUUGUGAUGAUAAAAAUUAUUUACAAUGUGGUCUUCAUAUAAUAUCCUUUCAAUAUAAGUUACCAUUUGCUGUGCUUUCAUCAAUAGAACAAGAAAAUUUAGGAUGUAUUAGAUAUAAUAUUCAAGCAAUUCUUGAAAUACCAGAAGAUGGAUAUAGUGAAAUAAUUACUGAACGUCCAAUUUUAAUUUUUUCAUAUCUUAAUUUAGAUGCACCACACUUAUUAAAUAGUACAACAGUUUCUGAUCAAGCUGAAAUUACCAAUUGUUGUAGUAAAUGUAGAGGAAGAAAAAGAAUUAUUAAUACAACAGUCACAAUAGGACAAUUAGGUAUUUUUCCUGGGGAUCAAUGUGUAGUAAAAAUUGAAGUAGAUCAAGAUCCAGUAAGUUCCUGUUGCAAUCCAUUAAAACGUCACAAAAACAAAGAAACAAAAUGUAUUUCAGUGUCAUUUUGCCAACAAACAACAUUUAGAUCCAGAAAUAGAUUUGAUCCUAAAAUUGUUGAUGAAAAAUCAAUUACACUUGCCUUAGCUUCACAGAGUUUUCAUCAUGAUUAUGAUAGUAAUUCAACAAUUGUUAAAGAUAUAGUUUUUCCUGUACCUGAUUUAAUUCCACCAACAACAAUCAACGAAAACGAAUUAAUAUCAUGCUGUUAUUUUUUUAAAAUAUUUAGUAAAAAUUUUUAUAUUGUUGUUCCUGUAAUAGUUGGUAGCACAAGAACUAAUAUAUUAGAAAAAACAGAUGAUUUAUUUGUAUAA